GCAGUUACGGACGACUUGCAGGGUUUUCAUUUUGGCAAAAGCUCUAUUGUAGGUUUAUUGCCGCCCAGUUUGGAGAACGCGGAGACAGCUGAGAAGGUCAAGGUGAUUGAAGGAUGGCGGUGGUGGUCUUGCUGGGGCUCAGCUGGUUCUGUGCCCCCCUGAGUGCUCUGGUUUUGGACUUCAACAACAUCAAGAGCUCUGCCGACGUGCACGGGGCUCGGAAGGGUUCACAGUGCUUGUCUGACAAGGACUGCAGUUCCAGAAAAUUCUGCCUCAAGCCUCAAGAUGAGAGGCCAUUCUGUGCUACAUGUCGCGGGUUACGAAGGAGGUGCCAACGUAAUGCCAUGUGCUGUCCUGGAACACUGUGCAUGAAUGAUGUUUGUACUACAAUGGAAGAUGCAACCCCAAUAUUGGAAAGGCAGAUGGAUGACCAAGAUGAUAUAGAAACAAAAGGAACAACUGAGCAUCCAAUUCAGGAAAACAAACCCAAAAGAAAGCCAAAUAUUAAGAAACCACAAGGCGGGAAGGGACAAGAGGGAGAAAGAUGCCUUAGAACUUUGGACUGUGGAGCUGGACUCUGCUGUGCUCGUCAUUUCUGGACUAAAAUUUGUAAGCCAGUUCUAUUGGAGGGACAGGUCUGCUCUAGGAGAGGGCAUAAAGAUACCGCUCAGGCUCCAGAAAUCUUCCAGCGCUGUGACUGUGGUCCUGGACUAAUAUGUCGAAAUCAAGUGACUGGCAACCAACAACACACACGGUUAAGAGUAUGCCAAAAAAUCUAA
Molecule: messenger RNA, 779 nt
Organism: Panthera uncia (snow leopard)
Lineage: Eukaryota; Metazoa; Chordata; Mammalia; Carnivora; Felidae
Gene: DKK4
Product: dickkopf WNT signaling pathway inhibitor 4
Exons: 4
Coding region: 114-779 (221 amino acids)
Biological process (GO): multicellular organism development; negative regulation of canonical Wnt signaling pathway
Cellular component (GO): extracellular region
Molecular function (GO): receptor antagonist activity; co-receptor binding
Source: RefSeq, a predicted model, not a curated record